CCCUCGCCCCUGCCCCUCACCAUCCCAGAAUGCCACGCUAACAAUGGCGCAGGGCCGUUUCAAACUGGCGGCGGCGCCGCCGCGGGGGAAGAAGUCUCAGAAGCAGAGCCGGGGAGGAUGCGGCGGCGGAGGAGGCAGGGGGCCCAGGAAGGGAGGGAGAAUAAUUGCUCCAAAAAAGACUCAAGUAAUUCAACAGCAGAAGCUGAAGAAGAACCUGGAAGUUGCGAUAAGGAACAAGAUUGAGCACGAUGUCACGAUGAAAGCCAGCUCCAACAUGCCUAAGAAACUGAAUAUUGUCAAAGCACCACAGAAGAAAUGCAAGGUGAACAAAUAGUGGACGUUUACAGGUCUGCAUAAUCCAUGCAGAUAUUGCAAAGGAGGAACACAGUGCAAUCGAAUCUUCUGAAAAGAGACUUCUGUCAUACUCUUCUCCCCUUGAAGCAUUCUCUUUAAUCUAUUAAAAAAAGAGCUUGUUUGACAUUGA
Messenger RNA from Carcharodon carcharias (great white shark), 484 nucleotides. It is a transcript of the gene c30h19orf53, whose product is annotated as chromosome 30 C19orf53 homolog. The transcript has 3 exons. The record is from RefSeq and is a predicted model, not a curated record. The coding region runs from base 44 to 334 and encodes 96 amino acids. NCBI's taxonomy places the organism in Eukaryota, Metazoa, Chordata, Chondrichthyes, Lamniformes, Lamnidae.